UCUGCAAGUUAGACGCCAGUCCUGGUGGCCCGGGAAGCCCAGAUUCGCAUCAGCAGGUGCUGCACCCCACACCAGCAUGUGCUCACUGCCUGUGCCCCGGGAGCCCCUGCGUCGCGUGGCUGUGACCGGGGGCACGCAUGGCAACGAGAUGUCAGGUGUCUACCUGGCCCAGCACUGGCUGCAGUCCCCUGCGGAGCUACAGAGACUCAGCUUCUCCACUGUGCCUGUGCUGGCCAACCCGGCAGCCACAGCAGCCUGCCGCCGCUACGUGGACCAUGACCUCAACCGCACCUUCACCAGCAGCUUCCUCAAUUCCAGGCCCACCCCGGACGACCCAUACGAAGUGACGAGAGCCCGAGAGCUGAACCAGCUGCUGGGGCCCAAGGCCUCAGGCCGGGCCUUUGACUUUGUCCUUGACCUGCACAACACCACGGCCAACAUGGGCACCUGCUUAAUCGCGAAGUCCUCCCACGAAGUCUUUGCCAUGCACCUGUGUCACCACCUGCAGCUGCAGUACCCUGAGCUGUCCUGCCAGGUCUUCCUGUACCAGCGGCCUGGGGAGGAAAGCUACAACCUGGACUCCGUGGCCAAAAAUGGAUUGGCUCUGGAGCUGGGCCCCCAGCCACAGGGUGUGCUGCGGGCUGACAUUUUCUCAAGGAUGAGGACCCUGGUGGCCACAGUUCUGGACUUCAUUGAACUCUUCAACCAGGGUACGGCCUUUCCCGCCUUUGAGAUGGAAGCCUAUAGACCCGUGGGCGUUGUGGACUUCCCUCGCACCGAUGCCGGGAACCUGGCAGGCACUGUGCAUCCUCAGCUGCAGGACCGAGACUUCCAGCCGCUGCAGCCCGGUGCUCCCAUCUUCCAAAUGUUCAGUGGGGAGGACCUGCUCUAUGAGGGGGAGUCCACGGUGUACCCCGUGUUCAUUAACGAGGCUGCCUACUAUGAGAAGGGCAUUGCCUUUGUCCAGACUGAGAAGUUCACAUUCACUGUGCCUGCCAUGCCCGUGCUGAACCCUGCCCCGAGCCCAGCUUCCUAACCCAAGCCGCACCUCCCCAACUUCAGUCUUCCCAUCUGAACGAUGGGUCCUGAGGCACAGCUCUGAGCACAGAGGUCCCUUUUGCCACCUACCAUGUACCAUGUUCCUUGCCAGGCCCCCCAGCCCCUGGCCUCAGUUUCCCAUUCUAUAAAAUGGAAGAUGUCCAGA
Molecule: messenger RNA, 1204 nt
Organism: Rhinopithecus roxellana (golden snub-nosed monkey)
Lineage: Eukaryota; Metazoa; Chordata; Mammalia; Primates; Cercopithecidae
Gene: ACY3
Product: aminoacylase 3
Exons: 7
Coding region: 77-1036 (319 amino acids)
Molecular function (GO): aminoacylase activity; hydrolase activity, acting on ester bonds
Source: RefSeq, a predicted model, not a curated record